CAAACAUUUUUGUUCCCUCCAACUGUCACAGCCCCAAAACACAAAUUUCUGUUUGUAUAAACAAAUCACAGGAGGAAAAGAAGAAAAAAGAACACAGAAAGGAGAAAAGGUAGAGAAGAGAAACAACAAGGCAAAUUGGUGUCCUGCAAACAAACCAGCUACUGAUUAUUCAAUUCCCUGAUUCCCACCUUUCCUCGGGUGGGAUCAGAGGAUUGGUUCUCAUCAUUCAAACCUGUUUAGAGGAAGAACAAGAACAAAGUGGAAGCUUUAUUCAAGUAGUUGAGAUCAUUGUAUGCACAAUUACAUGUAAAAAACCAACACAAGAAAAACAAACAGCCAGCUCUUUCUCCUUCCCUGCAGAUUGGUAGCAGCGCUUGAAUCCGAGGGAUACUCGCAAAGUUUGCAUCUUUCCUUGGUUUUCUCAAAUGGGUGUCCAAGAAAAUGAUGAAAGGAUGGAGGGCUGGUUGUACACCAUUAGGUCCAAUAGGUUUGGUUUGCAAUUCUCCAGGAAGAGGUACUAUGUUCUUGAACAGAACUGUCUCAAGUGCUACAAGGCCAUUCCCACUUCAGAAGUUGAGGAAUUGACUAGAAGUGCAACUAUGGAUUCUUGCAUUCGGGUCACAGACAACGGAAGGGAGAACAUCAACAGAAAAGUCUUCUACAUCUUCACACUUUACAGUACCUUAAACCAUAAUGACCAGCUUAAGUUGGGAGCAAGUAGUUCAGAAGAAGCUGCAAGAUGGAUUUCUUCCCUAAAGAAUGCUCUCUUAAAGGAAUGUCCACAUCCGACACAGAACUUUGUGGCCAUCUCCAAGAGCAAGUGGCCUCCCUUAAGACUAAGUAUUUCACGAAGAACAGAGUCGAAAAGGUCGAUAGACUAUUACUCAACAUUGCAUACCGAGGCAAUGACAUCUGAUGUCAUUGCACCCUCGCCUUGGAAAAUCUUUGGCUGUCAAAAUGGGUUGCGCCUUUUCAGAGAAUCCAAAGAUGCAUGUUCUCAAGACGGGAGGUGGGAUGACAAUCCAGCAAUCAUGGGAGUUGGUGUGGUUGAUGCAACUUCAGAAGUCAUUUUCCGGUCUGUGAUGUCUCUUGGUCAAUCAAGAUCAGAAUGGGACUAUUGUUUCUAUAAAGGCAGUGUAGUCGAACAUCUGGAUGGUCAUACAGAUAUAAUCCAUAAGCAGCUCUACAGCGAGUGGCUCCCAUGGGGGAUGCGAAGAAGGGACUUGUUAUUGCGAAGAUAUUGGAGAAGAGAGGAUGACGGAACAUAUGUAAUUCUAUACCAUUCGGUGAUUCACAAGAAAUGUCCACCACAGAAGGGUUAUGUUCGAGCUUGCCUUAAAAGUGGUGGAUAUGUGAUCACUCCCGUAGAUGAAGGCAACCGCACGCUUGUAAAGCACAUGCUUGCCGCGGACUGGAGGUUCUGGAAACUCUACCUCCGUCCAGCUUCUGCCAAAUCAGUAACCAUCCGUAUGGUUGAAAGAGUUGCUGCACUGAGAGAGAUGUAUCGAGCCAAAGCAGGCAAAUGCCCCUUCUCCAGAGAACUGCAGCGCCCUCCUCGGAAGGUGUCCCUUACUAAAUCCCAUGAAGCUACUCUAGAUGAAAACAGCCCUUUAGAUAACACACAGCUGAAUCAUGGUACUUCAACUGACGUGGAAUAUGGGAAGAAAAAGGGAUCCAUGUACACUAGCUUGGUGGCCCUCCACAAUUGCUCUGAUGAGUUCUUUGAUGUUCCUGACCAGGAACUCAAUGAAUUUGAUCACUCCGAGGUUGAGUGGUCUUCCUCCGAUACUCCGACAGCAUGUGCCCCGGAUAUAGACCACUCGCCUGCAUUCUCAUCUGCUGCUGGUCUUGUGAAGAAAUUGCAUGACCUUGCUGUUCAAAAGAAGGGUUAUGUUGAUUUACAAGAAGCAUCAGAAGACAAUAGUAACUUCUGUUCCUAUGGAUCAACUCUUCAAAAGGAUGCAAAUGGUUCUUGCCCAUGCAGUUGGUCAUCUGCUGAUCCUUCGACAUUCUUGAUCCGUGGCGAAAACUAUUUGAAAGACAACCAGAAGGUAAAGGCAAAAGGAACAAUGAUGCAGCUGGUAGGUGCAGAUUGGCUAAGAUCAGACCGGUGGGAGCAAGAUCUUGGAAGCCGCCCCAAUGGCAUUGUUCAGAAGUAUGCAUUACAGAAUCGGCCAGAGUUCUUCUUCAUUGUCAACAUUCAGGUUCCUGGUGUUCCAGUUUACACCCUAGCCUUAUACUACAUGCUGAAAACCCCUUUGGAAGAACAACCAUUGUUGAACAGCUUUGUCAAUGGGGAUGAUGCUUAUAGAAACUCGAGGUUCAAGCUCAUUCCAUUCAUCCCAAAGGGAUCUUGGAUUGUGAAGCAGAGUGUUGGGAAGAAAUCGUGCUUGGUUGGUCAAGCACUUGAAAUCCAUUACCACCGCGGCAAGAACUACUUGGAGCUUGCAAUUGAUGUUGGAUCAUCAACUGUUGCUAGAGGUGUGGUGAGUCUUGUUAAUGGUUACAUGACCAAUCUGGUCGUGGAAAUGGCAUUCCUAAUUCAGGCCAACACUGAGGAAGAACUGCCAGAGCUCCUGUUGGGAACAUGUCGACUCAACAAUCUCGACGUGGGAAAAGCAGUUGCUGUGUAAAUGACUGUUGUGACUGGGAAUCCUCUGAAGAUGUUUUAUGGGUGAUUGAGAUUUGAGACUAACAUGGGGGAGACACUAUGAAUUCUGAAGAGGAGAUGAAUGAAGAAAGAGCAUUUCUGUGUCUCUGUUAUCUCUUGUAGUAUGUUGAGCUAACUGAUUAUUUGUAUAGGCUGAUGGUCCGUAUAACACCUCUUUUGAGCUAACCAUUUCAGUAAGUUAUUACAAAAACAGUGUUAUAGUUGCCAACAUAAUUCUCUUGGGGUGGGACAAUUUUGUAUAUUCUCAAGAGAUCAUAUUUAGUUGAUUCCUAUCUGUUCUUGUUCAGUAUAAAGAGGAAGAUAUUGAAUUAUCUACCAUAUCAUCAGCUACAUAACCAUCUCAAACAAGAAAAAUACAGUUUUUGCCUUUGUUUCCACCAAACACCAUAUAUAUUAUUUAAUCAAAGUACAAAGUGAAGCCUUGCUCCAUCGCUUCAGCAUGUCUCCAAGGUUUACUAUGAAAGCUCUGUUCAACAUGAAAACAAAAAACAAAACAUCAUGUUUUGUGCAUACAAGUGCUGGUGCUGCUUGCCACUGUAGUUUUUACUCCACAAAAAUGACAUAGCUUACACAAACACACAAUAUGAUCAACCAGUCAAAGAUAGUAAAGUAUCAGCAAUCGAUAAACUCACAACAUGCUCACCCUUGCAUUGGGGCUACAUGUUCCCAUAUUUGAGCCUGAGUAUCUUUGCAUGGAAGAGGCGUUUUGAG
Molecule: messenger RNA, 3382 nt
Organism: Linum tenue
Lineage: Eukaryota; Viridiplantae; Streptophyta; Magnoliopsida; Malpighiales; Linaceae
Source: the annotation of a GenBank genome assembly